CUGGCGACUUUGUUGAAGCGAAUUAACGCUCCUCUUGCUUGAGUGUCUCAUCAAUCGACGCGGCUCGGAUUGACUCGACUCGGCCAUUCCGAAUCAGUGUGAUGUAGAGUUCUGAACGAGAAACACGACCGAAUCGAAAAAGAAACGCGUUUUCAAAAGCCAAAUUUUCCUUCAGUCUCCCUCUGAAGCCGGAGAUAGAUUCAUUCAUUGCCGCCGCUCGAAUUUUUGUCAUCGGAUUUUUCGGAACGUGGUGCUACAUCCUAGCGGUGUUCCCUUAAGUUCUGUCCGGUUAUUUUCUUUUCGGAAAUCGAUUAUUUUGACGGGACCCCGCCAUACUCACUCCGAAGGCUAAAUUUCCAUCAUCAUCCUUGGCAGUGAAUUGUACCGGAAUAAGAAAAAACUCAUCUCUCAUCAAUUAAAUGCAAGUGACCUCCAGUCGGGGUGGUAAGAAGAUUAAUUUUUGAGAGAAAUCAUCAUCCCUGAUCCCCCCACGUUCGCUUCAUCUUGACAGAGGCGAAUUUUUGUGUGCAGAGGAAGAUUAAAAAUAAAUAACCGCUAGAAAAUCUAGCGGGUGUGGGGGCGUUUGGGGAAUCUCGUAGAGGAGAAACAACUUCGAAGAUCCGUCAGUAAUCGAUCGAUCCGGCAGGAUGUUGCCGCAAAAAGGAUGAGAGUGAAGUAACGGUGAGAACGUGUGUGUGCGGCUGUGUUUGUGCACAGUGUGACAAGCGCAGGAAGAAUCGUGAGUUCCUGACCACCAUCGCCAGUCAGGAGUGGCACAGGAGCAGUCACGGUCCGUGUGAGAAGAACACAGCCCAACAUCAAGGGAGGGACGAAAAAAACGGAAGGAAAACAUCGGGCCAGCAGCAGCGCAUGUUGGCUGGUUUAUUGGCUAACCCAAACGUGAAAAUUUCUGUGAUUUCUAUUUAGUUUAAAAAUACGAGAAAUUUCAACGACGACCGCAAGCAACAACAAUUGCAACAACAAAAUAAGAAAAGGCAAAUUCACACAAGUCAGUGCACGCCACAAAAGAGCCAAGCAAAGUGCGGGGUUACAGAAGCAAGCAAGCAAGCAAAAAAAAAAAAUCAUCUCAAAAGUGUAUCUCCUAUAGAGUAGAGCCGUUCCUCUUCGAAGAAAAGCAACCGAAGUGAAAUAUUUUUACUUGAGGCACCGCGAAAAAUAACAACCGAUUCGGAGACAUCCAGAUAACCAAAAGAAACAGAAGCAACCAUGACGACCGCUGCAGGACCAGCACCGACGACAUCCAGCCUCCAGAACUCACAGAGGAUGGGUUCGAUAGUGCUGAAGAGCCUCUCCAUCCUGCUGGGGCUGUUUUUCAUCUUCAUCGGACUGAUGAAGCUGACGCCGCACAUCAGCAAAGAUCUGCAUCGAGAUCUGCGAAAAAACUACGUCAAAUAUGCCAAAGUGUUCCCGUUUUCGUCACUUUUGGACUUCAAGCUACCCUCCAAAUGGUACCGCCGAUCGGUUGGCGGUCUGGAAGUGCUCUGUGGCCUGGCCAUGGUGCUGAUUCCCAGCCAUAAAGUCAAGAAUACGGCUAACGUAACCCUGCUGAUGCUGAUGUUCCUGGCCGUUUACUCACACUACAUGGUGAGCGAUCCAUUCGAGCGAUGUGGACCGGCUUUGGUGUUUACCUUCAUGCUGAUCGGAAGGCUAGUGAUAUGGUAUCAGGCGAGUAGACGAGAUGCCCUGUUGGCUGCCGAAAAAUCCGCUGCCAAUGGCGUGAAACAGGAUUAAGCAGUGCACCGUUUGACAGCUAUGAUCUCAUCAAGCCCCGAGAUGCUGGCGCACAAAGCAAGAAUACAUCCUAAUGAUAAUCAUCAGAAUAACUGGAGCCGAUGUUCAGCGGCAAUUACCCAACAGCUUCUCUUGGACUAAUUGGAUGAUCUUAAGACUAUCUGGAAUGUCAUAAUUCGAAUGAAAAAAGACCAAACUUGGCACCACAAAUCAACAACUGGAAGCUGUUUUCUAAGAUCCAAACAUGACCGGUCGAUGUUUCCUUACGUUCAAAAUGUACUCACACUCCGCCUGUUGCCGAGAAAAAAAAUCGCUCUGGUUCGAAUCCUUGAAAUCCAUGAGACAUGCAAAAUUUCGCGCAACAGAAGAAAACGACCAGAAAAUAGAUCUGGAUAAUCUGUAGAACAAAAAAUAGACAUCAGACCAAGAAAAGCUAUCAAAUUCUAGUCCCCCAAUGGAACCUCCAAGGGUUAAUCGUUAAUCGCACUUAUAAUUGUAGACUUCAGAAAGACCCUUGGGCAUUUCACCUUAUGGUUUCCAGAAAAUAGAUAAAAAAAUAAACUCAUAAAACGAGGGUGAAAAAAAUUACUUCUGUGAAGAGAAUCGCAAAACUAGUUCGACUGUGUUCAUUAAUGAAAUUAAUAAAAAAAAACCACCAUUUUGCAGCAACACCUCUAGUCAGUUGUACAUUUUAUUUGAAAAUAUAAAGCAAAAUCAUUAUCUUUGUCCUGUAAAGUAUACGUUCUAUAGGUUGUGAACUGGCAUUGCUGAACACAAAAGCGCCGUUUUAGUUAAUUUUUCUUUUGGUAUGUACCUAUCACCAAUCUUACAAGAGCCCUCGAAAAUGCCUAAAUCCUUAAUCUUAUCUCAAUAUUCGAUAAGCUUAAAAGACUUCAGCGAACGUUUUCAGUUUGAUAAUAUUGAUACGUAGACAUUAUUGUGAGAUGAAGAAAUCAUUUACAUACCAAAACAAAACAAAAGCAAAGAAAUAAUAAAAUAACAAUUCAAAACGAGCAAGUAACCAACAAAACUAUUGCACCAACAAUAUAUCUAGAAUGGCUAACUGGUAAUACAAAACCAGAUGAGCAACAGAAAGUUAUUUAAAGUUAAAAAAAACUACAAGUCAUGCAAACAUUAACUUAUUCUGCGAACAAUUAGGUGGCAUUCUACAUACACAUAUGAAACAAAAGAGAAAUUCAAGAGAGCAAACCUGCAAUAAGAAGUGUUUCAUAAAUGACCAGAAAACAGAUUAACAAAAAAAAAUUGUAAAAGACAUGUUUUAGUGAAAACAAAACGAAAUUGCACAUCUGUUCAGCACUAGCGAGUAAAAUUAUCCGAACAUUUCUGGGCAUUAUUCAGCAAAAUUCAUAAUCACAAUAGACGAGGAAAAAAUUCUGGACCCUAUCAAUACGUCAGUCACUCGAACAGACAAACCCAGCAAUAGAAAUAAUUUUAGAAGCAAAUAGAAAAAAAUGAAAAUAAACAAUACACACACGAGAAAUAGACCGAUGUUCACAAAUUAAAAAGAAACCGACAACAUUACAGUUAUUAUACGACAAUUGGAUGAAAAUAAAAUACAACCUUUCACAUGA
Molecule: messenger RNA, 3344 nt
Organism: Uranotaenia lowii
Lineage: Eukaryota; Metazoa; Arthropoda; Insecta; Diptera; Culicidae
Product: novel acetylcholine receptor chaperone
Exons: 5
Coding region: 1228-1752 (174 amino acids)
Biological process (GO): chaperone-mediated protein complex assembly; positive regulation of protein localization to cell surface
Cellular component (GO): endoplasmic reticulum
Source: RefSeq, a predicted model, not a curated record